CCGGGAAGCAGUGCCAGAUAAAUCAGGAGUGUGAGGACAACAAACUGGAACUAAUGAAGCUCACACAAAUGAUCAGCCAUCAGCAGGAGACUCUGCUGGAAAUAAACAAGAAUCACGAAACUGCCAUACAGCGGCGCAACUUCCUAGGAAUCCAGCUCCUGGAACAUGAAGAGAUUUUGUGUAACUACUAUGAGAAGGUGAACAUCCAGGAGGCAGCUAUCACUAAAAGAAACUCGAUUCUGGAGGCCCUGGAGAAGGACACGAGAGACUUGGAGUUAGCGACUAACGAGGAGAAGAGGCAGAUAGACCUGAAGAAGAAAGAUGUACUCCUCAAGAGGAAACUGGAGGAGGAGAUUACAAUGCUCCAAAUAGAG
Neolamprologus brichardi is the source of this 374-nucleotide messenger RNA. Lineage: Eukaryota; Metazoa; Chordata; Actinopteri; Cichliformes; Cichlidae. The record is from RefSeq and is a predicted model, not a curated record.